Messenger RNA from Glycine soja, 1352 nucleotides. RefSeq lists its product as uncharacterized. The transcript is spliced from 5 exons. Lineage: Eukaryota; Viridiplantae; Streptophyta; Magnoliopsida; Fabales; Fabaceae. Bases 253 to 1158 code for a protein of 301 amino acids. The record is from RefSeq and is a predicted model, not a curated record.
UAAAAAACGGGGUAAGCAAUGAGCCAUGGAAAUUACGCGAGCAAACAGUUUCUGAGUUUCUUCUAUUUUCUGUUCCCAGUUUGUUUCGGAUCUCUGUUCACGAACCCUAAAUCUGACGUUAAUUCACCAUGAUCUGAACACAACGUGGUUCCCAUCUGAUCCACUGCAUCGUCUUUCUCAAUUGUCGAAAGAUGAGUACAAGUGGUUAAUGAGAUUGAGGAACUUGCGUUGUUUGAGCGAAACAAAGCAGAGAUGUACCUGAAGGAGCCGCUAUGGAGUGAAACAGGGAAAGGCGAUGGAAGUGCAAAAACAGAGGAUUAUGGUGCAGUGAGUGAGGUCGUGAAGUCACUGCAGCAACAGAGAGUGUAUAGAGAAGUCACUCUCGCGCUCAGAACGGGACUCAGAGACGCGCGUGCAGAGUUCUCGUUUCUCCGUGUCCGUGCUCUCCGUUCCAUUCUCAAGUUCCUGCGUUCCGUUGCGGAGUCUGAUUCAACCAUUGACCUCUUUAACCAAAUCCAAUCCAUUCCCCAACUCCAAGUGGUUCCGGUUCUGUUUCAGCACUCGCUCAAAGAGAGUGGGGAUGAAUACAGCGAGAAUAGGGUAGGAGAUUUGAGUCAUAUAUUCGGGGUUGAACCGAUGAAGUUGACGAGUCCAUCCACCGAUGCUGAAGUUGCGCUUGCCCUUAGAGUCUUGGAAGGGUGUUGUUUGCUUCACCCUCAUAGUACGGCUCUCGCCCAUCAACACAACGCUAUUCAGGUUUUAAUGAAUAUAUUAUCCACUCGUGGAGUGCUUGAGCAAGGUGCAUGCUUAGAUGCUCUAAUCUCAUUGAUGGUGGAUUCAUCAUUCAAUCAAAUGGAUUUCGAGAAAUGUAGUGGUAUUAUGGAAGUUGCUGACCUUCUAAGAGACCAACAACUGGAUGAAGAUCUCAGGUUAAAAUGUGGAGAGUUUUUGCUGCUGCUCAUUGGACAUGUCAAUGGAAGAGAUACGCCUCCUUUAGCUACUAUACACGAAGAUACAAGGCGCCUUCUUGGGGAGAAAUCAGCCUCCUUGAUAUGGGCAGCCAGUCGUCAGUUCGAUUCAACACUAGAUACUGAGCAGAGGCUAACAGCUCUUCAGAUCCAGGCUCGCAGGGUCCUUGAAUCAUUGGACUUGUACUGAAUUUUAUGGUCCGUUUGGAAGGAAAAAAAUAGAGAGGAAAAAAAACAUGGAUCACGUUGUCUGAUGUGUUUCUUUUAUUUGAUUUGAUAGAAAAACUGAAAGAAAUACUAAAGGAAUAGUUGACUUCAUGAGACAAAAAUUUUAAUUUUUCUUUCUUUCUAUUUCCUCUUCAAUUUAAUUUCAAUUUUUUUUUC